Galeopterus variegatus (Sunda flying lemur) is the source of this 703-nucleotide messenger RNA. RefSeq names its product WNK lysine deficient protein kinase 3 (gene WNK3). The annotation marks the transcript as partial. Gene Ontology annotation, molecular function: protein serine/threonine kinase activity; potassium channel inhibitor activity; chloride channel inhibitor activity. Lineage: Eukaryota; Metazoa; Chordata; Mammalia; Dermoptera; Cynocephalidae. The transcript is spliced from 2 exons. Gene Ontology annotation, cellular component: cytosol; cytoplasm. Gene Ontology annotation, biological process: negative regulation of sodium ion transport; positive regulation of potassium ion import across plasma membrane; monoatomic ion homeostasis. The record is from RefSeq and is a predicted model, not a curated record.
AGAAGCGAGAAGAGUCAAGAGUCUCCCUUCGCGAGAGCCUCUAAUCUGGUUGCUAUGGAAAUAUAUGACCACAUAAAAGGAAGUUUAUUCUGAUAAUUCUGAUACCUGAGAUGUAACCGGACUGAAGAGUGGAACAAGAAAAAAUUUAGUGUCAACCUUAAUUACAAUGGCCACUGAUUCAGGAGAGCUAGCCAGCACAGAAGAUUCUGAGACACCUGAUGGAGUUUCAUUUGAAAAUAGAGUUCCUCAGGUUGCUGCAACUUUGACAGUAGAAGCUAGACUAAAGGAAAAAAAGAGCACCUUCUCUGCUUCUGGAGAAACUGUAGAAAGGAAGAGAUUUUUCCGAAAGAGUGUUGAGAUGAUGGAAGAUGACAAAGUUGCCAAACCUUCCCCCAAAGAUGAGAGAAUAAAGGCUGCAACAAAUGUUCCAAGAAUAGAUAAACAUCCUACAAAUGUGGUAAGAGGUCGGCAAGAAGUUAAAUAUGAGCAAUAUUCAAAGGCAACUUUGGAAUCCUCAAAAGAUUGUAUCAAGGAGAAAAAUGAAAAGGAAAUGGAAGAAGAAGCAGAGAUGAAGGCUGUAGCUACUUCUCCUAGUGGCAGGUUCCUGAAAUUUGACAUAGAGCUUGGAAGAGGAGCAUUUAAAACAGUAUAUAAAGGACUGGACACUGAAACAUGGGUUGAAGUUGCUUGGUGUGAGCUGCAG